CAACCCUUUAAUUCAUCCCCCAUAUACUCUUGAUUUCAGCCACCCCUCCGCUUUCUUCCACUGAAACUACCGUCCUCCCACCAUCCGCGGGAAACCUCUCUCCGUGUAGAUUUCUGAGCGGAGCGCUGGCAAAGAGAAAAACAUACAAAUUCCCCCCCAAAAAAACCGAACGUGCCAAAGAGAAAAACUAGGGUUUCUAAGCAGGGCGAUGAGAAGAGAAUUAUACAAAAUUCCCAGGAAAAGUACCGUAUCCUGUCUACUCUUCGGUAUUUGAAGAUUUUCUUGAAUUGUGUUGUGGAAAUUAUUCCGUUUCUAUAGUGGAAAGCGUCUUAGAGAAAAAAGAACUAGGGUUUAUGUUCAUGAAAUGCGGGGAGGCCAGGUUUAUGUAUUAUGAAUGGAGAUUAGCGUCCUCUUCUCUUCAGAUUUCUCUAUAGCCCUGACAGUCACCCUUUUUUGCUGCCUCUUUGCCUCCAUUCUGUUUGCCUUCCGAUCAAAAUCAAGAAAGCUUUUCAAGUCAGAAUCCCGGUCCUUGAGCUGUUUCUGUUCCUGUAUAGGGAACCUCAGUGCGGGUGGUGAAAUGGCAGCUUCUAUGAACGGCGUAGAGGGUUGUAGUUGUGGUGGGAGUGGUUGGAAAGAGAUGGUUGAGCGCAGGCCUAUGGCAGUGGUGGCUGGGGAGAGGAUGACCGGUGCUUCCAUGAUGGAACAGCUGGUUCCCGAAAUUACAACUCAUGCUCUCAGCUAUUUGGAUUAUCCCAGUCUCUGUCGGCUGUCAAUGACAAAUUCACUAAUGAGGAAGGCUGCAAAUGAUGAUAAUGCGUGGAAGGCUUUAUAUCAUAAGGAUUUCACAUUGGAACAGGAUAGCGUGACUCCAGCUAAUGGAUGGAAAGCGUACUAUGCAUCUACGAGAGCAAUUAUGAACAUUAAUGCUGAGUUUUUUAAGAUUAUCAGGGAAAAAUCACUCCCUGCAAUGGGUCAUUUGUGGCUCAAGGGUGAUUAUGUGAAGUGUUUUCAUGCCAAUGGAGAGUUCUUUACUGGUUACAGUGCAGUGAUAGAAAGCUGGCAGCUUGCUUUUAACUGGGAGCAGCAAAGCAUGGAUUUCCAGAUUCGGGAUGUGAGGGCCAGGGUGUUUCCAGAUUCUGCUUGGGUCACCAUGAAAGCAUAUCUUCAACAAGACACGAGGCCAUUUUACAUGACUAACGUUUUCGAAUUCCACAAGGGGAGGUGGUGCAUGGUGCAUCAUCACUGCUCCAUCGUGCUCCUCCAUGGUGGAGGAGGAGGUGGUGGUCCGGGGCCGCAAAUUGUGCAGGGAUGAUGUGAUUGUUUCUGUGUAAUGAACGCUAGAAGAUGGCGAUUUAUUUAUUUAUAUAUAUAUAUAUAUAUAAAUUAGUGAAAGAUUGUAUAGAUUUCUCCUUUUGUUAGGAGGGUUCUUGUCGGAGGAGAAGGCUCGAGUUUCUUGCCACCUGAUUUUCAGGCACAUAAAAGGCUUCUUGUCUUGCUCUAAUAACAAGUGCACAGGAUGAGUUGGUUAUUGUCCCCUUCUUUUUACAACUUUGAUGCUUGAAUCUGACUUUUAUAAGCUGUGGGGAUUUUCAUUCUGUUCAUUCUCAUUGUGGAUGAUAACUGAAGGGAUGACCUUUUGAAUCGUAAUAAUACAGCGUACUCCGUUCU
This is a messenger RNA of Cuscuta campestris, 1668 nucleotides long. The record is from the annotation of a GenBank genome assembly. Lineage: Eukaryota; Viridiplantae; Streptophyta; Magnoliopsida; Solanales; Convolvulaceae.